GCUUUGGAAAAGACUGAAGGGAGAUUAUCGGAAAAACUUAAGGACUGCACUCUUUGAGGCGACUUCUCUUAUAUCUCUCCUUCGUUUUCCAUUGUUCCAUCGGAUCCCAUCGUCGAGAAUCAAGGUCUGCUGUAGGAAUCCUCUUCUGGGUAGUUUAGGAUUUUGCAAGACUUCGACUUGGUUGUGAAAAUUUUUCUUCGCUGCGGGUACUCUGUUGUCCUCUGGUGUGGAAGAUCAACUAAAGGAGUGAGAAUUUCUGCUCUUCCCGAGAUGGAGAACUAGGAAGAUUUUGGGGAGGUGGGAGAAAUGGAGGAGCAAGAGCGGAAGAUCCGAGCGAGGCUGCAAUCGGAGCGAAUGAUAUCGAAAAUCGCCAGGAAGAAGGCUGAUCAGUUGGCGCAACGGGUUGUUGAAUUAGAGACACAGCUUGAGAUUGUGCACAACCAGAAAAAGAAGGCUGAGAAGGCUGCUGCAAAGGUUCUCUCGAUAUUAAGAGACAAUGGGAUUGAAUAUUCUGAUGAAGGUGCAUCAAGGACUGGGCAGGAAGAGAUUUGGAAUUCACCAUGUGAAGGAAUUCUUUCUUACUCCGAGACCACACCAGAACAAACAUCUGGUGAAGAAAAUUACGUUGAGCUUUUCCCAAAGGAUGCAGAUCUAUGUUCUCCAGUUGAAGAAGGAAGUGAAUUUGACUCUGGUACUAAUGUAAAUGAGUCUGAAGAAGAUGCAGAGAUAAAUAGAGAAUCGGAGCAAGAAGCUUGCUACCAAUCCAAAGAGGAAGGGAGAGAAAACAAGGAGAAGGUCCACGGAGUCGCUCCUUCUGGUUCGAUCUCCCCUGGACCUGCACAGCCUUCUGAUCAGGCCGUAAAGGCUACUAGACCACUUAAAUUACUGGAGAUUGAACACCCUUUUGCUUACAUUAAAUCGCCGUCAGAAUCAUAUGAAGCUCAGAUAAAUGAUGGGUCAGUAUCCGGUGUCUCACAGGAUGAAAUUCGACCUGAAGCUGUCACAACAAGAAUGAAAGCUGCGUCAAGCGGCAGGUUGGCUGUAGAGAAGAAAUCUUUGUCAUAUACAUUGGUGGAAGCAAAUAUCAGUAAAGAAAAUGGUCAAGGUUUCCCCAAGGACAGACUUGAUUCCGGAUCAACAACCAGCAACAGAUCAACAGACCAUUCUCCGGCAGAGCGUGGGCCCACUCCUGUUCAUCAUGUACAAGAAACUUCAGGUGCUGCAAAAGCCAAAGGAAAGCAGCCUGUGUUUCUAGUGGGAGCUGCUUCCUCUCCAGGUAUACCAAGCAGCUCAAAACUCCAAACUAUUUCCCAAGAGUCCUCCGAAAGUCAGCUUCCGCUAAGACCUGCAGGAUCACGAGGUUCUACCACCAGCAGCGGUUCAAUGGAUGAAGUAGAACGUGCAUUGAAAAGCCUUCAGCUAGCUAAGUUCUCCAUCCUGUCUGGAGUGGGGAAAUCAUCAUCAUGUCAAGGGGAAACGAUUCGAGAAAACGAAUGUUGUAAGAGAACCGAGGCUAGCGUGGAGCUUCCCUUUAUCAGCUGUGCUGAUCUGUUCAGGCUACCUCCCAGUGUCGUACAUGGUGCUGGAACGAGGAACAAGUACCCUCUGCUUCCUUGUUCUGAUUUGGUAAGUCCUGGUCCUGCUCAUGGAAGUCAACAAAAUCAUCACAUAUUUUCUAAUCUUGGAGCUCCAUUUUCUGCCACAAAGAUGCAGUCUCAUCCCCAGUCGGUUGCUUCAACCACAUUGUCAUCUAGCCUUUCACAUCCUUGCGCACAGUUCUCAGGCUUCCGAUAUCCUUGUUCAGAUGAACAGGGUAGAAAUCCCGGUAGAUGAUUGUCAAUAAUUUCUACAUUGCCUUUGUAUGUGUAGAUUGUCAAACGGGAUUCAAUUGGUUAAUCUGUUGUGACGACUCUUUCAUAUUGCUCUGUUAAAUUAAUCAGCCAAUUUUAAACCUUGUCCGAUA
Nymphaea colorata (pocket water lily) is the source of this 1963-nucleotide messenger RNA. RefSeq lists its product as uncharacterized. Lineage: Eukaryota; Viridiplantae; Streptophyta; Magnoliopsida; Nymphaeales; Nymphaeaceae. The coding region runs from base 307 to 1833 and encodes 508 amino acids. The transcript is spliced from 3 exons. The record is from RefSeq and is a predicted model, not a curated record.